This is a messenger RNA of Hypoxylon fragiforme, 3316 nucleotides long. Its product is annotated as ferric reductase like transmembrane component. NCBI's taxonomy places the organism in Eukaryota, Fungi, Ascomycota, Sordariomycetes, Xylariales, Hypoxylaceae. The transcript has a single exon. The coding region runs from base 201 to 2816 and encodes 871 amino acids. The record is from RefSeq and is a predicted model, not a curated record. Gene Ontology annotation, molecular function: ferric-chelate reductase activity. Gene Ontology annotation, biological process: copper ion import; iron ion transport; intracellular iron ion homeostasis. Gene Ontology annotation, cellular component: plasma membrane.
AUUCAGGCGACUACCAAUCCAGCCCAUGUAGUAAGCAGGGUUACUUUCGAACUACACCAAGAGUAACGCGACUUUUGAAGACCUAUUAGUCCGCGCAUGCCUAAAAAGUCUUGAUUCAGCUCACGCGGUACUCAGCAAGACAUCGAUUGUGCGCGGCUUCGUAAAAAUUCGUUGACAGUCACUAUCAAUUGAUCUGGAUCAUGGUAAUGGGAGUGUUAGCAGCUAUGGCCGGGGCUACAAGGCCACUCUCGGAGCUUGCGCGUCGAAUAGAUAUUCCCUUAACACCAACGAGCCCACCUGGCUUAAUAGAAGCGAACACAGUCGAUCCGUGGAGGCAAUCAGGCAAAUAUGGCCUGGGGUGGACUUAUUUCAGCCUGGCAAUCAUGGGGUUGGUGGUGCUGGUACGGAUAUGGCAUUGGUGGCAGGAUAAGAUCCGCCAAGCAAUAUACAAGCAAGAUAUGGAGAGACAUUAUAGGGAUUUAUACACCCUCGACCCCGAGUACGCGAUGGCGACAGGUAUGCACACCGGCCAAACUAAUCGACAAUUCUUUCCGGAAGAGAUGGGGGCAGGUGAGAAGAAGGACUUCAAACCCAAAUCCGACUUUUCCGCUGUCGGCCCUGUACUCGAUGCUUUGGCCCUCUUCAGAUGGGUUUUCUACCGACCAGUACAAGACAUCGUAUGGCGGAAGCACCGAUUUACAUUCUCGUCGCUUGCAGUCUUGUUUGUCGGCUUUAUUGCACUGGCAUUCGUGUCAAUAUAUGUCUUUCUCAAGCAACCCCUCUACUGGGAUAGCAUCCAGUAUGGAUCCCCUCCCGUGGCCAUUCGUUCUGGCAUGAUUGCAGUGGCCAUGACCCCUUGGAUAAUUGCGACUAGCAUGAAGGCCAACUUACUUACCCUUAUCACUGGCAUUGGACCAGAGCGGCUCAACGUUUUCCACAGAUGGGCAGGGUAUCUCUGCUUAUUCCUUGUGCUCGUUCAUACCAUCCCCUUCUAUGUUCAGCCCGUAUGGGAUGAUGGUGGUAUGAUUGUAUUUGAAAAGCUUUUCCCCGAAGGAAGUGGUGUUAUUUAUGGCACAGGUAUUGCAUGCCUAGUCCCGUUGCUUUGGCUCUGUGUUGCCUCGCUUCCUUUUAUCCGUAGGAUAGCAUACGAAGUCUUCGUUUCCCUUCAUGUCCCAGUAGGAUUCGUGUAUGUCGGUUGUCUCUUUUGGCACACGAAGAACUAUCUGGCGUCUUGGGAUUAUUUGUUUGCUACGAUAGCCAUUUGGGCAUUAUGCUCUUUUGGCCGACUUUUUAAGCUGAACUGGCUAAAACCCUGGCGGAUGUCAUUCUUAGUAGGCGAUGAGGCCGCGAUUACUCUUAUGGCAGAAAACGCCAUUAAGAUCACGGUCCCCACCCAAAUGAAAUGGAACCCUGGGCAAUACGUCUACUUGCGAAUGCCUGGGAUUUCAUUCUUCGACAAUCAUCCAUUCACCAUCUCGUCACUUUGCAGCGAGGAUUUCCCUUCGGAAUACGGCGAGGAAUACCGAGACUGCAUUAUCGUGUUCAAGCCAUACGGCGGAUUUACUCGACGAGUCUUAGAGACGGCUAUCGACAAAGGCCCAUUUCACACAUAUCGAGCAUAUCUCGAUGGGCCGUAUGGUGGUAUGCGCCGAGAACUAGCUGCGUUCGACACGUGUAUUUUAAUUGCUGGUGGAAGUGGCGUUACUGCACUAAUGUCACAGCUGUUGAAUUUGAUCAAACGUAUGCGAGAUGGCAAGGCUAUUACGAAGAAGGUGGUGGUGGUUUGGGCUCUCAAACGACUGGAGGCGAUGGAUUGGUUUCGAGAAGAGCUGCGAAUUUGUCGAGACUCGGCACCGCCAGAGAGUGUGACCUGCAAGUUUUUCGUUACUGCAGCCAAAAGACAGUCUCAAAUCCCUCCUCCUCAUGAGCGAAGACCUCGACCACUCAGCAAUAUGCUUCACGACAGACUGGAUGGCUUCGUAGCCGACGUCGCUUCAAAGCGCACCUCUCAGAUGAUACGAGACGAAGCACAAGGAAAUAUCGACUAUGAACGUCAGCUACGAGCAGAGGAUGAAGAUAGAGUCACGGCCCUUCCUCAACAAAAGUAUCUUCAACCUCAUCAUGUCCCGCCGCAAGGUCCGGUGUUAUCGAAUCGCCUGUCCGCCCAAGCAGAGUCCCUGCGGAAGCUCGAAGGUCGGGGCGGUAGUGAUGGCGAAGAUCAAGUUAACCCGUCUAUUCCACCAAACGACUUCCCUCAAGAUAAGCCUAAACGAGAAUUUCACUUCCCACCACUUCAAACCCGGCCCGAGCAGCAGCCUCAUUUCAACUACGCUCCACCCUCUCCCCGGAGAUUGCCUCUUUCUCUUGACACUGAAGGUAGCUCAGCGAACCCCCCAGAAGACAUCGUACGCGCCCCGGAACUCGCGCACCUUCGCACAACGAACUUACCAAAUCAACAUACUACACGUCCUACGUCAACAUUUGGCCCACCUUCAGGUUUUGACUUCGGGUUCCCAGAGACGCCGACCGAAUUUCAAAAGAGCCUCAUGCGCUUCGCUUUCCCAGUACCUCAUGAGAUUGACGGCGGAUGGAGUGUUGAGUAUGGCCGCCCCGACCUUGGUUACAUGCUACGGGAGUGGGCCACAGGCGGCGUGGACGGACGGGGUAUUCUGGGCCGGAGGACAGCGGUCUUCGUCUGUGGGCCGCCGAGUAUGCGUGUAGGUGUCGCAAAUACAGUUGCGAAGUUACAGGCGGAGAUUUGGGGCGACCCUCAAUUGGAAGAGAUAUUUCUACACACGGAAAACUAUGCACUAUAAGCAACGCACCCCCCCCUUUCCUCAUUCUCAAAGGGGGAUUGUAUAUACUAGGCAAAUAAGGUAUGGAUACCCGUGACGAGAGGCCGGGCUCGAAUAAUGGGAUGAUACCAAAGAUAACGAUUACUGGCGUUUUGGCUAGGGGAGAUACCAUGGCUGUAAUUAGUGGCAUGCACAGGUGGUGCAGUUGCUUUUUCGGGGCAUGUAUAUGUAUGGGUGGGUGGGUGUAGGUUAGACGGUUUUGGUAUGUAAAGCCGCACCUCAGCUACUUCUUAGAGCUAUUUAAUCAACAGCGAUCAUCGAUAUCAUGACUAAUCUGAGUUGAUUGGACUUGUUUGGAGGGUUGAGGUGGAAAAUUUGGUGCUAAUCUGAUCUUUGAGAACCUACGGAGUUUUCUGGCUUGCAAAGGGGUCGGCAUCUAGGGUUUCCCCUUGUGUAGAAUGUCCCACUUUGAGAGACAAGGAGCACAUCGUGAACUCAAGUACCGACCGAGAUACGUACUC